This is a messenger RNA of Corythoichthys intestinalis (scribbled pipefish), 3134 nucleotides long. RefSeq names its product phosphoinositide 3-kinase regulatory subunit 5-like. Bases 1 to 2466 code for a protein of 821 amino acids. Gene Ontology annotation, molecular function: 1-phosphatidylinositol-3-kinase regulator activity. The record is from RefSeq and is a predicted model, not a curated record. Gene Ontology annotation, cellular component: phosphatidylinositol 3-kinase complex, class IB. Gene Ontology annotation, biological process: G protein-coupled receptor signaling pathway; positive regulation of MAP kinase activity. Lineage: Eukaryota; Metazoa; Chordata; Actinopteri; Syngnathiformes; Syngnathidae. The transcript is spliced from 17 exons.
AUGGAGCAAAACUCAUGCACAGAAGAUCGUAUACAGCAUGUCCUUGAACGCUGCCUCUGUGACCUUGAAUUCAACACUCCUGACAAGCAACUUUGGAACGCCGGGCUGUGCAUGAACCGCUGGUGUUUGGAGGAACUGGUGAUGAGAGAUCCCAACAACUUCCCCUUCCUCUUGCAGACAAUACUUAAGAAAACAAAAGAGGCACUUGUUCAGUGUCAUUACCAACUAGUGGUGCCUCUGACUCUUCUGUUUUCUUCAACACUUUUAAAAACUCCUUACCUCCAGCCAAAUUGUGAUGUGCUGUUGGAAGCUUACCUACUCUUUCACCGUUUCCUGUCCUGGCCAGAUCCUUACUGCACUGCCUGUCAACAUCUGCUAAAUGUCAUUUAUAAUGAACUCAGAGCUCCAGGCAUAUCAUUCCAGCGACUGGUAAAGUCAGAGCAUGGCAUUUCUGCUGCGAACCAACAAUCUAAAACUAUGAUGGUGCUUUUAGUGAGUCCAGAUGAAGAUAUUCCCCCUGAGAUCCAAUCAGUGACCAAGCAACUGAGUACAAGUCAUCAGUCCAGGCGAGACAUCAUUAUUACCCUCAUCCUGCACAGCUUCCAGGCUGCUCUGGGCACCAAAAUCCACCUGCAAAGACUCCGUGAUGCCUUGCAGACAAAACAGCCUUUUGAGCUGGAGCAGCUGCUGGAGAGAGUAACUUGCUGCAUGGAGACAGCAGCCUCCACAGCAGAUCUCAAAAGCGCCAGACAAAGUCUUCAACAGACUAUGGAGCGUCUCACUCUCAACCUUAUUCCCAUUACUGGAGAAAACUACUCAGAUACAGGGCUUGCUGAAACUUUUGCGCUACCCUUCCCCAAAUGUCACACAAGCUAUUGGGAAAAUGACAACUUUGAUUUUCUUACAAAUAUUGUCAUGAGCGACUGCUACUUGGAUUUGCCACCGGCUUGUCUGACACGAGAUGAGGAUGAUAGCAAUGACAUUAAUGUGGAAGAAGUCAUGGAGAACCAUUCUCUAUCCAUGUCGUCUUGCCUCUCUUCCUCCUUCAACUUCCCUACAUCUGCAACAUACAGCUCAUCAGGUGUGGAAAGAGAUUUCAGUGAAUUCUGUGAUGACGCAGCCAAGGGAGAAAAGGGUCAGUCGAAGUCUAGAAAGAAACCCAAAAAGAAAUCCAAAAGCCUUUUAGGCUUGGAGAACCUCUCCCUGUUUUUCAAAAGCCCGCGCAGUCUCGGGACUGAGUUUAAAAAAUCUCAUUCCAGCCAAGAUCAAAUUCGUACUGUGCCCAGCCCUCUCACCAACAAAGAUCCUCCUUCUCCCCAGAAGCAUCUUUGCAUCCGCAGACGGCCCAUUCUGAGCAUCAACGAAUCAGACGCUGCACUGGAAGAAACUUUGGUGCGAGUACUAGUGUUUGGGCGUGAUAGAGAGGCCGGGCGACUGGCGAGGGCUUACAGUGACCUGCAACAGAAAGAGGCCAAAUGUCCCCGGCUCACCAAGAUGUGCAAGCUGCAGUUUUAUUUUGUUCCCACAAAAAGAACAUUUACGGGAAAGCCAAGUGAAAGACACUCAUCAACAGACACGGGAUAUUCAACUAAAGCUGCAUCUGUGCCUUAUAGUCUUUCCCAAGAGGACAGCUCUACAGAUUUAGCACAGAUGUUGGGAGUGAUGGACCCCUGGUAUGAUCGAAGUGUCCACAGUCUGCUCAGUCUUUCUUCAGAUGUGCUUUGUCAGCCUGCAUGUAACGAAGAUAGUAUUUCAGAGAACAACAGACUGGUGGAGCAUCUUCCAUUGAUGGCUGACUUGGUUCUCUACUACUGCAGACAUGCCGCUCAACCUGUCCUAGUGCAGCUUUACCGGGCUGAGCUGAGCCUGGCUGGGGGCGGGAAGAGAAGUGAAGUGUUCAUUCAUUCCGUGGAGCUCGGACAUAAGGCUGCAACCAGAGCAGUCAAGGCCAUGGGCGCUGCAAGCAAGAGGUUCGGAAUCGAUGAAGAGAGCACGGCCGCCCCCUUAACACUAAGUGUUGCCUAUAAUAAGGUGGCCUGCAGUGGAAGGAGUCAGUGGACCCAAGCAGAAAUGCUUUGCACAUCCAUAAAUAUUCACAAAGCUUGCACAAAAGCUGGACAUUUAGAGUCCAGACCUGAAAACCUGUGGCUGUCCGUGACUGAAAUCACAAGGAAAAGCUCUAAAAGGAGCAACACCCAGAAUUUCCCAAUAUCAGAGGUGAAUGUCAACAGAGUUGAGGUAAGCAGCAGCAAAGCCGGGACGACCUUUGCUGUGUGUCUGGAUCAAGAUGAGAGAAAGUUCCUGCAAGGUGUCACGAGAGUUGAAGUGUCUUUGUGCUCUAAGCCAGGAGGCAGUUCGGACUGGAAGUCGUACAAGCCUUCACCUGGCCAAGUCCAGCCUCUGCACGCAUCUUACUGCUCCAUGCUGUGCCUUCCCUUCAUCUCUUUUUCUACCUCACACGCCUGAAGGAAAGACCACUAAAAGAUACUGAUUAGUUAACAAAGAAAAUAAGGCUGAUAUGGUUGAGGUUUAUUGAAAAUUCUGAUUUGUCAUUCUGAGUUUCAUGAUUUUCAUCAAGUAUCGUCAACAAUUUUUAAUUUUCAGCAAACCUCAAUAUUCACUCAAGAUUUAGCAGAAAGGAUUUUUAUAAGUGCUGGAUUUAAAUGCUCUCAAGCUUAUUAUGAUUGUAAUGUUUUUUAAAAAAUAUACAGUGGACAGCUAUUCAAAAGCUGACACUUAAGACCUUUAAGCGAUUAUUAUGUGAAUUUAGAAUCAUAUUUUGAGACGAUUCGACUAUAUACAACAAUUUUGCAAAGUGCAGAUGACGAGAAAUUAGUCUUUUAAUCUGCCGGUUAGCCACGCCUACCAUUAUAGGGCUCUAGCGUCCCCAACAGGUGGAUGACGUCAGCGGAGUCACGAUUUCAUCUGAAUUAGUAUGCAGCCCAUUGAGGGGGAAUUAUUCACAACGAGGAAAACGCGACGAAGAGAGCCGCAAAAUGUCAUUGUUUUAGUCUGUCUACGCCUAUAUUUUCAUAGGAUAUUCUUUUUAUCCAAGUAUUUUUCCCCAAUAGCUAAAUAAAUGGCUUGAGAAGAACCAGUCAACCUGUUGAGGUGGAAUUAUUCAGAACGAGGAA